AUGAACGUGGAGCUUGACAGCGCCGUGGGUGUUUGUGGCUGUGACGGAGCUCGGCGCGUGACCGGCAGGAGCUGGAACACCCGGGGGGAGCUCCUGGAGCUAAGGGCGCCGGGGCCCGUGCGGGGACACAGCCACGAGCCGCACAAGGCUUUCGCCCUGAAGCGCAGAGUCCAGCCUAAAGUGAACGUGCCCGCCUCCAAGAAGGGGCCCCUGCAGCACCCCAACCUGCUUGUCUGCCACGUGACAGAUUUCUAUCCAGGCAACAUUCAAGUCCGCUGGUUCCAGAAUGGACAGGAGGAAACAGUGCAGCUUGUGUCCACCAAUCUAAUCCAUAACGGAGACUGGACCUUCCAGAUCCUGGUGAUGCUGAAAAUGAGCCCCCAACAGGGAGACGUCUAUACCUGCCAAGUGGAGCACCCCAGCUUGGACAGUCCUGUCACUGUAGACUGGAAGGCUCAGUCAGAUUCUUCCCGGACCAAGAUGCUGACUGGAGUCAGGGGCCUUGUGCUGGGGCUCUUUGCCCUCGUGGACGACAAGGACCUCAGCCAAUAG
Molecule: messenger RNA, 552 nt
Organism: Miniopterus natalensis
Lineage: Eukaryota; Metazoa; Chordata; Mammalia; Chiroptera; Miniopteridae
Source: RefSeq, a predicted model, not a curated record